Saprolegnia diclina VS20 is the source of this 1704-nucleotide messenger RNA. RefSeq lists its product as hypothetical. Lineage: Eukaryota; Oomycota; Saprolegniomycetes; Saprolegniales; Saprolegniaceae. Gene Ontology annotation, cellular component: Golgi apparatus. The transcript has 8 exons. The record is from RefSeq and is a predicted model, not a curated record. The coding region runs from base 27 to 1382 and encodes 451 amino acids.
CGUGGGGGUCGCGCAAUUUGCAAGCCAUGUCGUCCGACGAGGCCGAGACCGGGGCGGUGGCAGGCCCGACGGGCGCCGAGGCCAUGAGCACGGAGACCCUGGUGGCGGCUGUCAAGGCCUACAAGGACCGCUGCGUGCGCCUCGAGACGCUCAUCGCGCAGCAGAAGCAUGCGAUGCACGCGGUCGAGGAAGAGAACUCCAAGAUGAAGCGCAUCAUGGUCGGUGCCAAGCGCAGCCUCGAGAACAAGAAGGCCGCGUGCGAAGCGCUCCAGCAGCAAGUGCUCGAUCUCAAGGCCGCCGAGAAGAAGGCGCCGGACGCGGCCACGACUGCGAAGCGGGAGCCUCGGCGUAUUCUGCAAAAGGUCAAGCAGGCAAUGCCGAUGGGCCCGACGCUGCUCUGGUGUCUUGUCGAGUACGCUAGCGACAACGACUUGGACGACGACGUGAAGCCGCCCGAGUGCGACUGGGUCGCCUUCCGCUCCGACGACGAGCUCCACGACUACAUUCGCAAGACGAGCGGCGAGCCCCUUCGGCUGCCCGAGCUGUCGCUGCCACCGCCCGAGAUCCAAGAAAUGAAGCAAGAACUGAGCGAAGAGCUCGAGCGAGUCCAGGAAGAGUUUCGCCGAUACCGCGUGCGGGCCGAGAUUACAAGGAAACAAAAGGACGCGGAAAUCCGCAAGAUGAGCGCAUCGACGCUGGCACGGCAGCAAGAGCAGCUCUCGGGCACGGACGUCCAGAACGAGCUCCAGGCAGCGCGGCUGCAAGUGCGCCGGCUCGUCCAGCUCCAGACGAUGGCCGAAGAAAAGGAAAGCGAGUGGAGUGAAAAGUACGCCAAGCUCCAGCGCGAGCACGAGAAGCUCAGCGGCACCAUGGGCGAGACCGUCCUCGCGAUGGAGUGGCGAGAACGGUACGAGGCGGUGCUCCGAGAAAAGACGGACCUCGAAGCCAAGCUCUCGUCGAGCGACGCCAGCUUCCAGCUCGCACAGGACCUCGAUGGCAACGAUGUGGCUAAGCUCAAGACCGAGUUUGCGCUCUACCGCAAGCGCGCCAUGCAAGUCGUCGACCAAAAGGAAAAAGAGCUGCAGGCCGCCAAGGGCCAGCUCGGGGACGCACCGCGCUCCAACUCAUCGGGGACGUUCUCGUCGGCCGGCCUGCGACGCAUGAGCAGCUCCAACAGCCUCAGCGGCUUUGAGACGUCGCCCCACGCACCGACGACCAACGAGUACCUCAAGAACAUCGUCGUCAAGUACAUGAGCACCGACCACGCCGAGGUCAAGGAGCACAUGGAGAAGGCGAUCGCGACCGUACUCAAGUUCUCGCCCUCGGAGCUCAAGCUCAUCGAAGACAAGCGGCACGCGGCGUCGGGCUGGGCGCUCUGGUGACGCCGAGACGCGCCGAGACAGAGACAGCGCUGUAUUAACACGAGGCACGUGUCGCCUGCGUUAUCACGUGGCGACAGCAAGACUUCAAGUUGCAGUUGGGGCUGCGACAGCAAAUGUCCUUGUCUGGCGCACCAACCUGGUUCUCUAGUGCGGGCGUAGACCCGUCGCAACGUCCGAGUCAUAUACGACGUGUUACGGUGUCCAAAAGCUGCAUAUACGAUCGUUCCUGCAUCAAGCGAAGCGACGACGCGGCUGCCCGCGGACAAAAGCUGUCGCCGGACGUAUCCCAGUGCAAGUUGAAGUGCCGAAUACAUAGCCGUGC